Molecule: messenger RNA, 2553 nt
Organism: Aspergillus heteromorphus CBS 117.55
Lineage: Eukaryota; Fungi; Ascomycota; Eurotiomycetes; Eurotiales; Aspergillaceae
Product: beta-glucosidase
Exons: 3
Coding region: 1-2553 (850 amino acids)
Biological process (GO): glucan catabolic process
Molecular function (GO): beta-glucosidase activity
Source: RefSeq, a predicted model, not a curated record
AUGGCUCUCCUUCCAUACCUCAUCCUCUGCUUGAUACCCUAUACCCUCGCCUCUCAGCGCCGUCUCCACCCCCGCGACGAUGCAGCCUUCUCCCCGCCCUACUACCCAGCCCCCAACGGCGGCUGGCUCUCCGACUGGGCCGACGCAUACGAGAAAGCGCAAAGGGUUGUAGGCAACAUGACCCUCGCCGAGAAGGUCAACCUGACCACCGGGACGGGCGAGUUCAUGGGCCCCUGUGCCGGACAGACAGGGAGUGCUCUCCGCUUCGGCAUCCCCAACCUAUGCCUGCACGACUCGCCGCUGGGAAUCCGCAACUCCGACCACAACACGGCCUUUCCAGCGGGUGUGACUGCCGGUGCGACAUUUGAUAAAGACCUGAUGUACCAGCGCGGCGUGGGACUCGGGGAAGAAGCGCGAGGGAAGGGCGUCAAUGUUCUUUUGGGGCCGGUCGUUGGUCCGAUGUUUCGCAAGCCCAGGGGUGGUCGUGGAUGGGAGGGCUUUGGGGCGGACCCCAGUUUGCAGGCUAUUGGGGGCGCGCAGACAAUCAAGGGGAUGCAGAGUACCGGGGCGAUUGCCUGCAUUAAGCAUUUCAUUGGGAAUGAGCAGGAGAUGCAUCGGGAGACUACUGUCCUUGGGCCAGGAUACUCGUCAAAUAUUGAUGAUCGCACGCUCCAUGAGCUUUAUCUGUGGCCCUUUGCGGAGGGUGUCAGGGCUGGGACGGGUGCUGUGAUGAUGGCUUACAAUGAUGUCAACCGGUCUGCCUGCAGCCAGAACAGCAUGCUCAUCAACGGAGUUCUCAAAGACGAGCUCGGCUUCCAGGGCUUCGUCGUGACCGACUGGCUGGCUCAGAUGGGCGGCGUCUCGUCUGCUCUGGCGGGGCUUGACAUGGCCAUGCCUGGCGAUGGUCUCAUCCCAUUGCUGGGAGAUAGUUACUGGGGAUCGCAGCUGUCUCGCGCCAUCCUGAACGGGACGGUUCCCAUGGAGCGUCUCAACGAUAUGAGCCAGGUCACUCGAAUCGUCGCCACCUGGUACCAGAUGGGCCAGGACCAAGACUACCCCCUCCCCAACUUCUCCAGCAACACCCUGGACGAGAUUGAGCCUCUGUAUCCAGGCGCCCUCCUCUCGCCCACCGGAGUCGUGAACCAGUACGUCAACGUCGAAGGCGACCACAACAUCACCGCGCACGCCAUCGCCCGCGACGCCAUCACGCUCCUCAAGAACGACGACAACACCCUCCCUCUCUCCAAAAAUGCCUCGCUCUACGUCUUCGGCACCGACGCGGGCCCCAACUCCAACGGACUCAACUCCUGCUCCGACCAGGGCUGCGACAACGGCGUCCUAACCAUGGGCUGGGGCAGCGGCACCUCGCGCUUGCCCUACCUCGUCACGCCCCAGGAAGCCAUCGCCAACAUCACCCCCAGCGCUGCCUUCUACAUCACCGACACCUUCCCCUCGGAUCUCACCCCCAACGCCUCCUCCACCGCCAUCGUCUUCAUCAACGCCGACUCCGGCGAGAACUACAUCACCGUUGAAGACAACCCCGGCGACCGCACCACCGCCGACCUAUUCGCCUGGCACAGCGGCGACGAGCUGGUCCAAGCCGCCGCGCAGGCCUUCUCCUCCGUGGUCGUGAUCAUCCACACCGUCGGCCCCCUCAUCCUCGAGAACUGGAUCGACCUCGACCCCGUCAAAGCCGUGCUCAUCGCCCACCUCCCCGGGCAAGAAGCCGGCUACUCCCUGACCGACGUCCUCUACGGCGACUCCAGCCCCAGCGGCCAUCUGCCCUACACCAUCCCCUAUAACGAAACCAACUACCCCGCCAGCGUCGGCCUGCUCGACCAACCCUUCGGCCAGAUCCAGGACGACUUCACCGAGGCCCUCUACAUCGACUACCGCCACUUCCUCCACGCAAACGUCACCCCGCGCUACCCCUUCGGCUACGGCCUCUCCUACACUGGCUUCUCCUUUUCCAACCCCGUUCUCACACCACUCACCCCCAUAAACACCACCUUCCCUCCCCCCCGCGCCCCCAAAGGCCCCACCCCCGUCUACCCAUCCACCAUCCCAGACCCAGGCGAAGUCGCCUGGCCUGCCUCCCUCACCCGUAUCUGGCGCUACCUCUACCCCUAUCUCGACGACCCAAGCUCCAUCACCCCUUCCUCCAACGCUAGCACAUCAGAAUAUCCAUACCCAGCCGGCUACACCCUCACCCCGCACCCACCACCCCGCUCCGGCGGCGGCGCAGGCGGCAACCCCUCCCUCUACGACGUGGCGUUCACCCUCUCCAUCGACAUCACCAACACAGGCUCGUUCAGCGGCCGCGCCGUGGUCCAGCUGUAUGUUUCUCUUCCGGAGAGUAUCGGUGUGGAUGUUCCGGGCCUUCAGUUACGGGACUUUGGGAAGACGGGGGUGUUGGAUCCGGGGGAUGUAGAGACGGUGGUGUUGAACGUCACGAGGAAGGAUCUGAGUGUUUGGGAUGUGGAAGUGCAGGAUUGGAGGACUGUGAUGGCGGCGGAGGGGGUCGGGCUGUGGGUUGCUGGAGAAGGGGGGUAG